AUGGCCGUCACUUCGCAUUGGAAAUCGAAUGAGAUGCUCAACUGGUCUGUGGUUACCCAGGGAAACGCCACUGCGCUUGGUGAUAUGGAGAUGCCUGGGAACCCGCGUUCGAAUUAUGGACAAUUCUCUCCGUCUACCUCCGUGUUCUUGGCCGUGCUUAUGACGCUUCUUGUCUUCGCCACUGUGCUAGGCAACGCGCUUGUAAUAUUAGCCUUUGCGGUGGAGAAAAGUUUGCGAACUCAAGGGAACUUUUUCUUUUUGAAUUUGGCCAUAGCCGAUUUACUCGUUGGAGGCUUUUGCAUUCCUGCGUAUAUCCCCUAUGUCAUUACCGGUGAGUGGAGACUCGGACGAGGUCUUUGCAAGAUAUGGCUGGUGGUGGACUAUACUUUAUGCACUGCAUCAGUGUUCAACAUCGUCCUGAUCAGCUUCGACAGAUUUAUAUCUGUCACACGAGCGGUGAGCUACAGGUGUCAGAAAGGUGUGACCCGGGAGGCUGUUCUGAAGAUGAUGAGUGUGUGGCUGGCUGCUUUCCUACUCUAUGGGCCAGCGAUCAUUAUCUGGGAGUACAUCGCUGGUAGUAGCGUGGUCCCCGACAAAGAGUGCCACGCUGAGUUUUACUUCAACUGGUAUUUCUUGAUGACAGCAUCCACUGUUGAGUUUUUCACCCCCUUUGUUACUGUCAUGUACUUCAACAUCAGCAUCUACAUCAACAUCAGGAGGCGGAACCAGGUGAGGGAUGAGCAGCCUGUCGAGGGGCCUGGAGACUGUGAGAUGGAGGCCCUCAAAGCUGGAGUUCAGCAUGUAUUCUUCGUCAGACCAGUGGAAGGUGAAGCCCAAAGGAUACCAGACAAUGCUGCCAGGUUAGGAGGUAUUCUAUCUACUGCUAAAGUGUCAGCAGGAACUGGGAACAGCAACCAUGAGACAAGUAAGGACAGCACGAUUCUGGACCUUCCUCCACUGCAAGUGGGCGAUGUGGUCCAGCAUUCCAGGAGGACGCGGUUCCAGUCAGCGGAGCACUCGUUCAGUAAACAGCGCAGCCAAUCGGAAGUAGCUGCCAGUCGUUUUCGUCUCUCAAAGGACAAGAAGGUUGCCAAGUCCCUGGCAGUGAUUGUGUGUGUAUUUGGCCUGUGCUGGGCUCCCUACACACUGUUAAUGAUCAUCCGUGCAGCGUGCCAUGCCCAAUGUGUCCAGCACUACCUGUAUGAAAUCUCUUUCUGGCUACUGUGGGUCAACUCCUCCAUCAACCCUGUCCUUUACCCGCUGUGUCACACCAGCUUCAGAAAGGCUUUCAGAAAACUGCUUUGUACCACCAAGAUUAAAAUUCAGCCACAGUAUAUGGAACAAAUGUAUUAG
This is a messenger RNA of Salvelinus namaycush (lake trout), 1353 nucleotides long. Its product is annotated as histamine H3 receptor-like. Lineage: Eukaryota; Metazoa; Chordata; Actinopteri; Salmoniformes; Salmonidae. Gene Ontology annotation, molecular function: histamine receptor activity. Bases 1 to 1353 code for a protein of 450 amino acids. The record is from RefSeq and is a predicted model, not a curated record. Gene Ontology annotation, biological process: adenylate cyclase-activating adrenergic receptor signaling pathway. The transcript is spliced from 3 exons. Gene Ontology annotation, cellular component: membrane.